This is a messenger RNA of Tarenaya hassleriana, 650 nucleotides long. RefSeq lists its product as uncharacterized. Bases 178 to 537 code for a protein of 119 amino acids. The record is from RefSeq and is a predicted model, not a curated record. NCBI's taxonomy places the organism in Eukaryota, Viridiplantae, Streptophyta, Magnoliopsida, Brassicales, Cleomaceae. The transcript is spliced from 3 exons.
UUUAUAAUUCUAAAUAUAACCAAACUACAAAAAGGCUUCAGCGUUAAUUAAUUAAUUAACACAUAGGAACAUGUUAAAUAUACGUGAAUCUCGUUUAAAAAAAAAACAAAAGCAUUCUGCAUUCAUGACAUGUUGAGAUAAAAAAGUAAAUGAGUCAGACAAGAAGAAAGAACAUUGAUGGCGGUGAAGAAGACGGAGACGGCGGAGAAGAGCAGCCAUGGUCGGGCUCCGGCGGUGGAGCUGCGUUUCAGAUAUGGUUUCCGGCCGGAGCUUCCCCCGCCGGUGACUCCUCGACCUCUCUGUCCCUUUCCCACGCGAAUUGCACCAAUACCCUUCUCGUCGACUUCUUCUCCGAUUACGCCAUUGAAAAACUCUAUGUCACAGACUCGUUCCGUGCCGAGUAGCGAGCUCGUGCUUGUAGAUGGAACACGUUUGUGGGGUCUCGAUGAGAUGGGGAGGCAGAGAACACAUAAGGAAAGAAAGCACAAUAAUGCAAAAGACUUAGGUUCCAUUGUUGGGUUUUUUUUUUUUGUCUGAAUCUGUGAUUUUUUUUUUCCAAUUCUUUUUAUUUCUCUGAUUGAUUUGAGAGGAAGACCGGUGAGAUGAGCCAACUAUAAAGCAAAGAUUGUACAUCAGAACAAGAAAAAAAA